This is a messenger RNA of Fomitopsis serialis, 795 nucleotides long. RefSeq lists its product as uncharacterized. The coding region runs from base 1 to 795 and encodes 264 amino acids. The transcript has 6 exons. NCBI's taxonomy places the organism in Eukaryota, Fungi, Basidiomycota, Agaricomycetes, Polyporales, Fomitopsidaceae. The record is from RefSeq and is a predicted model, not a curated record.
AUGGCCUUUCUCCGCUUCCUCGCCACUCUCAUGGAGCGUGCAGCUGUCGUAUUCUGGAGGCUUUUACCCUUGCUGAAUCGAACGGCCAUUCCCCUCGUUAGGCGCAUGGAGCACGCUCUCCCGAGGCUUCCGCCGAUUUUGAACGGGACGACGGUCUGGUUUGCUCAGGUCGUACCAAAUAUUCAGGCCCGUUCCUUGCACCUAGGUGAACAACUCAACUUCAACGAGGAGUGGCCAGGCGCGUUGAUGUUCGUCCAUCUGCCAAGUAAUCGGUUUGCACUUAUUUGCCGUGGCACGGGAAUACCAGGGACGAGGACCGCGGUAAUCUUGAGCUCCCUUCAGGUCCGGGCUUAUGAGUGGUCUCACGAAGAGACUCAGAUGGUGUAUCAAGUCAGAAUGGAGACGCCGGCCGACUUUUGGGCUCUUCUGCUGUGCUUUGGGCUACGCAGCACUGACGAAGGGUGGUCGCAGAACGCCUCAGUCGAUCAGGAGUUAGCCCCACUCAUUGCCGCAUUCACGGAUUGCUUGGAAUACGGGGCCUUUGGCGGGAAGCUUGCACUCGCCAACCUCCCUCGGUUGCUCCAGAGUAGGCGGGCUCUUUACAUCGUGGCGUUCGUCAUCGUCACCUUCUGCGCGAUUUAUUUACAAGUCAUGUAUGUGUACGAGUCAAGCAAUUCAUCAUAUGACAUUGGUCUGUCAUUUGUCCCUGUCUCGCCCCACCUUGCUGGUUUCGUCCCGAUACGAGGUAUCACUAAAAGCUGCAAACACGUCUUCCCGUCAAUAUUUCAAUCGUGA